AUGAAAGAACAUACGUCAAAAAACAAUAUUUAUGAUAGUAACAAACAAAAUAUCGAAUAUGAAAAUAUAAGUAUAGAAACAGAUCCAAAUUUAAGUGAUGUUUCAGUAUCUACUAUAAGUAACAGUACAGGUAUUGACUCAGAUUUAUAUAAUAAUGUUAUUAAAGAUAUUAAAAGAGAAAGAAGAAUAAAAAAGUAUGGCGAAACAAAUGAUAGAGAAAGAAGAUAUAGUAGUGAAUCAGAUAGGAAACACAAAAAAAAAUAUAUAUCCAAGGAUUCUAGUGAUGAAAAAAAACGAACACGAAGACGAAAAGAUAGAAGAUCUAGCUAUGAAAAUGAACGAAGAUAUAAAAAAGAUAGAAAAAAAAGAAAACGUACAUAUUCAAGAUCACGGAGUAAAGAUCGACAUCAUGAAAAUAUACCACAAGACCCUUUCAAUCCACUAUUACUAGCAUAUGAAAAAAACAAAACAAAUAUACAUUACCGAAAAAAAAAUGGAGGAAAAGAAAAUGCAAAUGGAGGAAAAGAAAAUACUAAUGGAGGAAAAGAAAAUACUAAUGAUCGAUGGGAACAUGAUAGAUAUGAAAGUACAUCAAGUGAUGAAGAGUAUAAAUUAAAACAUCAAGCAUAUGGUAAUUCUUUUCCACAUGGAAAUAUAACAGAAUUAAGGGAAAAUACGUGGAAAUCCAAAGCAGGGGGAGUUUGUUUGAUGCAAACAGAGGGAAGUAUGGACUAA
Messenger RNA from Plasmodium yoelii, 735 nucleotides. Its product is annotated as conserved Plasmodium protein, unknown function. Bases 1 to 735 code for a protein of 244 amino acids. The record is from RefSeq and is a predicted model, not a curated record. The transcript is spliced from 5 exons. Lineage: Eukaryota; Apicomplexa; Aconoidasida; Haemosporida; Plasmodiidae.